Molecule: messenger RNA, 1650 nt
Organism: Oldenlandia corymbosa var. corymbosa
Lineage: Eukaryota; Viridiplantae; Streptophyta; Magnoliopsida; Gentianales; Rubiaceae
Source: the annotation of a GenBank genome assembly
AUGUCGUCGAGCAAUGCUGGGUCUCAAUUGUUUGGUGACAAAGAUCCUUUUGUCAUUGUGAAUUCAUAUGAGGACAUUACUGUCACUGCUACACCUCAGAAGAAAAAGAAGAAGAGGAUCGUAAAGGUAGGCGAUAGGGCGAAAUCCAAGAAAGCUAAAACGGAUGCGUCCUUGAAGGAAACCACACAGCCGGGUAUCGAGACGGUGCCCCUUGCCACUGAGUUUGUUCAGGAACCUAUGCUAGAAGCAGGGCCAAGCAUUGUUCCCCCCGUGGUAGAGAAAGGGAAAGACCCCCUCGAGGGAGAGGCAAUAGUCUUGCCCCCUCAGCUGUUCGAGGGAGGCCCGUCUGUGGCAGUUCACACCUUUAGCAACCCACCGUCAAUCAAGUGUCUGAUCCUUGAGGAAUUAGCUGCUCAGCUGAAUGAAGCCAACAGCCUGAGACUGAUAAGUGCGACCUCGAUGGCCUACCUAGUGCAGUUGAGGAAACUUCGAGAGGACCUGGCAACAGCUCGAGCGGAAAGGGAUGAGGCGUUGUUUGAGGUGGUGACUCUCGAGGAGAAGGCCCACCAAGUUCAGGCUAAGGAGGCUGAGAUUGCCAUGGUGCAGGCUAAAUAUGAUGAGCUGGAUGAGAAGAUGAAGUCAUUCGCUAGCUUGCACAUCUCGAAAGAGGAACUGCAUCAGUGGUGCAUUGCAUUCAUGUAUAAGAUGCUGUCGACAGGAGGAAUGGCUACAGCACUCGAGGAGAUGAACUUGGUUGCUACCAAGUGCGAGGCGCACCGGGUUGGCGUGGCGGGGUUGAAAAGGCUCGACCAAGAUAGGCCGAUUAAAGCUAAAUGGUUCAAACAGCUCCUGAUGAAGGACCCGAAGAAAACCAUGCACGAGGCCAUGGUGAAGGUCCUGACAAAGCUGAACCUUGAGCAGCUAACUCUGUGGGAGGCUUUGACUGGCGCCAUGGCAAAGAUGAGUUCUCCGGUGGAGAUUGCUUCAUUCCCAGGCGACGUCCCUGCUAUCCUGGCCAAGGGUCCAAGCGAGGAGGACCUCAUACCUGAUGUACCCGAUGAGUACAUGGUAUCGAGCUCGAGGACACUGACGACGACACCGAGGAGGACGUUGCUGAAACCGGCCAUUCAGCGUCGAGAUGUUCAAAGUCUGAAAGACCACAGUGAUUCUUUGACUUUCGAGGCCGAGAUUCACGAUGAGCUGGUUAACCUGGAGAAAGAAAACGCUCGGCUUAGGGCAAGGCAGCAAAUCACUGUGUCUCCCUGGUUUCUCGAGAAGCACCAAGUGUUAGCUCGAGUCCAGCACAUGAUUAUGGUCAGGACUCGCCAUUUUAUUGCAGCCAUGGAUAUACUGAAAGAGAGAUCUCGUGAGAUCAAGCUUCUUACAGAUUAUAUUGCCCAACUGCAAAAUCUACUGUUGGAUAACAACAUUGACUUCGAGGUUUUCGAGCGUCCGGAGGAAACCGUGGAUCCUCGAACUCGGAGUUCUCGAGAAGAGCUGUUAAUGAGGGUGCACGCUCAGGACAUAGAGAUCGUGGACCUUAAGGAUAAAUUGAAUCAAUGUGUGAAUCUCCUUAGUCUACAUGGGUAUAAGGGGAUUAUUCAUCCCUCCUCCGACAAUCCUGUCAGGGAGGUCCUUGUAAUAGUGUAG